CCCUCAGACGACCCACGUGACCCUCCCCAGCAGUUCCCAGGCGGUCGCAGUGCAGAGCCGGAGACGAUGAAUCCGAGGUUGGGGUUGUUGGUUCUUGUGGCUGUAGGCCUCGUCUGCCUCAGCCUGGCUCAGGUCCCCGAGGACGACGGUCUUGACGACGUGGACGUGGAGGACGAGCUGGACCUGGGUCUGGCUGGAGCCGACGACGAGGAAGACCUGGACGACGACCCCAUGGACGACGAAGCUCCGCCCGCUCCCAAGACUCCUCCCACUCCACAGGUGAUGUACAAAGCUCCAGAGCCGAUGGGAGAGCACUUCUUCGCGGAGUCUUUUGACCGGGGGACGAUGGACGGGUGGGUGCUGUCCCGCGCCAAGAAAGACGAUGCGGACGAAGAGAUCGCCAAGUACGACGGGAAAUGGGCCGUGGAGGAGAUGAAGGACUCCAAGCUGCCCGGAGACAUGGGUCUGGUCCUGAAGUCUCGAGCCAAACACCACGCCAUCUCUUCCCUGCUGCUGCGACCUUUCACCUUCGAGGACAAACCCCUCAUCGUCCAGUACGAGGUGAACUUCCAGUCUGGUAUCGACUGUGGCGGCGCCUACGUCAAGCUGCUGACUCAGACUCCUGACCUGGACCUGAACCAGUUUGUGGAUAAAACUUCGUACACCAUCAUGUUCGGACCGGACAAGUGCGGAGAAGAUUACAAACUGCACUUCAUCUUCAGACACAAAAACCCCAAAACGGGCGAGUUCGAGGAGAAACACGCCAAGAAGCCCGACGCCGACCUCAGGACCUAUUACACUGACAAGAAGACACACCUCUACACCCUCGUGUUGAACCCUGACAACAGCUUCGAGGUGCUGGUGGAUCAGACCGUGGUGAACAGCGGGAACCUGCUGACCGACAUGACGCCGCCCGUCAACCCGCCGGCCGAGAUCGAGGACCCCGACGACCACAAGCCGGAGGACUGGGACGAGAGGGCCAAGAUCCAGGACCCCGACGCAGUGAAGCCCGAAGACUGGGACGAAGACGCCCCCGCUCAGAUCGCAGACGAAGAUGCGGUGAAGCCGGACGGCUGGCUGGAUGACGAGCCCGAGUACAUCGGAGACCCCGAAGCCGCCAAACCCGAGGACUGGGACGAGGACAUGGACGGCGAGUGGGAGGCCCCUCAGAUCCCGAACCCGGCCUGUGAGACCGCCCCCGGCUGUGGCGUCUGGAAACGGCCCAUGAUCGACAACCCCAACUACAAGGGCAAGUGGAAGCCCCCCAUGAUCGACAACCCCAACUACCAGGGUGUCUGGAAGCCGAGGAAGAUCCCCAACCCGGCCUUCUUCGAGGACCUGCACCCCUUCAAGAUGACGCCGUUCAGCGCGGUGGGCCUGGAGCUGUGGUCCAUGACCUCUGACAUCUUCUUCGACAACUUCUUCAUCACCAACGACCGCAACACGGCCGACCGCUGGGCCAACGACGGCUGGGGGCUGAAGAAGGCGGCGGAGGGCGCUGCUGAGCCCAGUCUGGCCUCUCAGAUGCUGACCGCCGCUGAGGAGCGACCGUGGCUCUGGAUCGUCUACGUCCUCACUGUCGCUCUGCCGCUCGUCCUCAUCAUCGUCUUCUGUUGCACCGGAAAGAAGAAGAGCGCAGCCACGCCGGCAGAGUACAAGAAGACGGACGAGCCUCAGCCUGACGUGAAGGAGGAUGAGGAGGGGGAGGAAGAGGAGGUGGAGGAGGAGAAGGCUGAGGAGGCUGAGAAGAGCAGUCCAGCUGCAGAGAAGAGCGAUGAAGAGGAAAGUCCCGCAGAGAAGGAAGGGGCAGCUGAGGAGGAAGAGGAGGAGGGGGAGGAAGAAGCAGAGGAAGAGGAGAAGGAGCCCACAUCUGAUGAGAAGGAGGAGGACGUUCUGCGGAGAUCCCCCAGGAACAGGAAAGUCAGAAGGGACUGAUAUCUCUGAAUCCACAGCCCUGACCUCCACACCUUCCUCCACCUCCUCCCUGCCUGAAGCGUCCCCUCCCCCCUCCCCUGCUCCGCCUCUUCUUCUUCUACUCCUCUGCUCUGAGGCCGUGAAGCCUGAAAGGAACCAGUGGAAGCAGCGACAGGAAACCAACCCAGAUCUCCAGUGUGGACGCCUGAUGAUGAUGAUGAUGAAGAUAAUGAUUCCAGUAUGAACUGAGUUAGUGUGAUUAUGAUUCUUCUUUUUUUUUUUUAAGAUUAACUAAGAUUUACUAAAACUUCCUUUGUCAUUCCUUUAACUGAGUGGAUUUGAACCCACGAGGAGUCUGCCCCCGCCUGCUCCCAGCUCGCCCCGUCCACCAGCUGCCUCGUUAGCCUGUUAGCAAGCUGCUAAUGCCCCCGGCAGACGACUCAACUGUCUAAUGUCCGUCAGCUGUCAGCGAUAACCUCUGAGCAGGCUAGUUAGCUUCGUCCAGCGUGCAGCAAGCUAGCGGCCGAACCAUCAUCAAGGCCGAGGCGGAUUUCAGCUCCAAGUGACCGUCUUUUGGUUUUCAUCUCGAAUCUUCCAACUCGUUGACCAGCAAGCUAAUUAUCCUGCAGAGGACCUGACAGCUGAGACAACACUUCAGCCUCCUUUGAAACUCCACGUCUGAGUUAU
Molecule: messenger RNA, 2601 nt
Organism: Salarias fasciatus (jewelled blenny)
Lineage: Eukaryota; Metazoa; Chordata; Actinopteri; Blenniiformes; Blenniidae
Gene: canx
Product: calnexin
Exons: 15
Coding region: 67-1935 (622 amino acids)
Biological process (GO): ERAD pathway; protein folding
Cellular component (GO): endoplasmic reticulum membrane; endoplasmic reticulum
Molecular function (GO): calcium ion binding
Source: RefSeq, a predicted model, not a curated record